Molecule: messenger RNA, 1293 nt
Organism: Gavia stellata (red-throated loon)
Lineage: Eukaryota; Metazoa; Chordata; Aves; Gaviiformes; Gaviidae
Gene: QRFPR
Product: pyroglutamylated RFamide peptide receptor
Exons: 6
Coding region: 1-1293 (430 amino acids)
Biological process (GO): G protein-coupled receptor signaling pathway
Cellular component (GO): membrane
Molecular function (GO): neuropeptide Y receptor activity; peptide binding
Source: RefSeq, a predicted model, not a curated record
AUGCGGUCCCUGAACAUCACCCCGGAGCAGUUCGCGCAGCUCCUGCGGGACAACAACGUAACGCGGGAGCAGUUCAUCGCUCUCUACGGGCUUCAGCCGCUGGUGUACAUCCCGGAGCUGCCGGGGCGCACCAAGGUGGCCUUCGUCCUCAUCUGCGUGCUCAUCUUCGCCCUGGCGCUCUUCGGCAACUGCCUGGUGCUCUACGUGGUGACCCGCAGCAAAGCCAUGAGGACCGUCACCAACAUCUUCAUCUGCUCCCUGGCGCUCAGCGACCUUCUCAUCGCCUUUUUCUGCGUCCCCUUCACCAUGCUGCAGAACAUCUCCUCGAACUGGCUCGGCGGUGCCUUCGCUUGCAAGAUGGUGCCAUUUGUUCAAUCCACUGCUAUUGUAACUGAGAUUCUUACAAUGACCUGCAUUGCUGUGGAAAGACACCAGGGAAUUGUGCAUCCACUAAAAAUGAAAUGGCAGUACACCAAUAAAAGAGCUUUCACCAUGCUUGGCAUAGUCUGGUUGCUGGCAGUUAUUGUUGGGUCACCUAUGUGGCAUGUGCAACGGCUUGAGGUUAAAUAUGACUUUCUAUAUGAAAAAGUGUAUGUUUGUUGCUUGGAAGAAUGGGCGAGUCCGAUUUAUCAGAAGAUAUAUACGACCUUUAUUCUUGUUAUACUUUUCCUUCUUCCACUGAUGUUGAUGCUUUUUUUGUACACUAAAAUUGGCUAUGAACUCUGGAUUAAGAAACGAGUGGGAGAUGCUUCAGUUCUUCAAACUAUUCAUGGGAGUGAAAUGUCUAAAAUAUCAAGGAAGAAGAAGCGAGCAAUUGUUAUGAUGGUGACAGUGGUGUUUCUCUUUGCAGUCUGUUGGGCCCCUUUCCAUGUGAUUCACAUGAUGAUAGAAUACAGUAAUUUUGAAAAGGAGUAUGAUGAUGUGACAGUCAAAAUGAUCUUUGCAAUCGUCCAGAUUAUAGGAUUCUUCAAUUCUAUUUGCAACCCUAUUGUGUAUGCUUUCAUGAAUGAAAACUUCAAGAAAAAUUUUUUGUCUGCCAUCUGCUUCUGCAUUGUCAAAGAAAAUGCAUCACCAACCAGGCAACUUGGGAAUUCGGGGAUUACUAUGAGGCGGCAAAAGGCAAGUGUUUCUCAAAGAGAUCCCAUGGAUUCGGACGAUGCCAGGCGGGAGGCAUUCAGCGAUGGCAACAUUGAAGUAAAGUUCUGUGAUCAGCCAGCUUCAAAAAGGAAUUUGAAAAGGCAUCUUGCCUUAUUCAGCUCUGAGCUUACUGUGCAUUCUGGAAAUGGACAUUAG